Molecule: messenger RNA, 1316 nt
Organism: Durotheca rogersii
Lineage: Eukaryota; Fungi; Ascomycota; Sordariomycetes; Xylariales; Xylariaceae
Product: V-snare-domain-containing protein
Exons: 3
Coding region: 402-1088 (228 amino acids)
Biological process (GO): vesicle fusion; endoplasmic reticulum to Golgi vesicle-mediated transport
Cellular component (GO): Golgi medial cisterna; Golgi membrane; SNARE complex
Molecular function (GO): SNAP receptor activity
Source: RefSeq, a predicted model, not a curated record
AGAGAACGUUGAAGUACCUGCGUACCGAUUCCUUCCAAAGACAAUUACCCUGGACUUCUUUCUCGUAUUUCCAUACUAACCAACUUGCAACCAUCAUCGUCACAUCGUGCCGACUCGACCGACCAGCAGUCUCGCAUUCCCACAACGCAAUCGAUACUUCUCCCGAUCAAGACGCCCGCCAUUCGGCCACCCACCAUCGCUUUUUUCUGUUGAAUGGGGUGAUACCCGUGACGACUCCGGAUUUCGCGAGCCUCUCGACGUUACGAACCACUUACAUGGGACGUCCCUAUUAGACGAGAGUCGACGCGCAACCUCCCAUCGCGAACCGCCCCCCCCCUAGGCGUGAUCAGUGGCUGCCGCACUCCGACUUUACGCUUGCACUUCAGCCUCUAAAUUCGAGCAUGGCGGCGUCGACGGGAAACCAAGGUUGGGCUCAGUUGCGGCAGCAGGCUCGAAGCCUAGAGUCUCAGACGGAAACGCUAUUCCACACGUACUCGCAAUUCUCCACCGUUUCGAACAUCCCGGCAAAGCCCACUAAGGAGGAGCAAGAAACGGAGGCCAAGCUCGAGGAAGUACUAGACAAGCGGGACAGCGUGGUCAGCCAGCUGGGGCGGCUGCUGGACUCGGAGGCGAGCCUGACGUCGUCGGCGCUGAAGCAGAACAACCUGGCGCUGCUGCGGGAGAAGCUGGCGGAGCACCGGCGCGACCUCGCGCGGCUGCGGUCCGGGCUGCGGGAGGCGCGCGACCGCGCGAACCUGCUGUCCAACGUCCGCGACGACAUCCAGACGUACCGCGCCAACAACCCCGAGGCCGCCGAGGCCGACUACAUGCUCGAGGAGCGCGGCCGCAUCGACAACAGCCACAACAUGGUCGACAGCGUCCUCAGCCAGGCCUACGCCACCAACGAGAGCUUCGCCGUCCAGCGCGAGACCCUCGCCAACAUCAACCGGCGCAUCACCCUGGCCGCCAGCCAGGUCCCCGGCCUCAACAGCCUCAUCGGCAAGAUCUCGACGCGCAAGCGGCGGGACGGCUUCAUCAUGGGGGGCUUCAUCGCGUUCUGCUUCGUCGUCUUUUGGUUCUUCCUGUGAGCGGCGGCGGAACGUCGAUUUGUUUCCUUUGUCGCCACUUUUCGUCUCUCUCUCUCUCUUUUCCUUUUACCUGGCAACCUGGGCGUUAUGGCACAUGGUGGUGAGGAUAUAUCUCGGCUUCUCUACGUCGCAUCAUUAAGGCCUGCGAGGCGUUCCGGUGGGAUUUUCGAAAGGGAGGGGGGGCAGCGACCUAAUCGUAUAUUGUACAAUAUGAGUGGAAGAGCCGGG